UGUAUCAGUACCCUUUCACAUGGGAAAAGAGUGUACUGUUUGUGAAAUUAGCCAUUAGUGGUUACUAAUGUUUAUCUUUCGUCCCAAUGAAUAAAAUUUAUUUCAUUGUUUCGCCCUUUCAACUGUGGGUUAUGUUGGAUCAAAACAAACGUUCGUGCAAGGUGGAUUGCCUAAGUCCGGUCACCCCAAGGACGUUAAAAAUACUGGACACGGCAUUGUACGAUUUGUUGUGAAGCUAACAUCCCACGCAUUGUUAUCCUCAGCUUGGUCAUAGAAUAGUAGCACUUUAUUCUGUGGCUUGGUCGUGUUCACGCCUUUGGCAAAGUUCGUGUAUGGUCGUUUGUUUGUUUACACGCCUACGUGAAAGUUGUUUUUUGUCUAAUUACGUGAUUUUGACUAAGUGUGGCCUGUGACAAUUAUUUAUAUCAUGGUGCGGCGUUGUGAAGUAUGCAAUGCAUAUGAUAGGCGAAAAAAAGGAAUAUCAUUUCACGCAUUCACGAAGAACAAUGAUCUCAUUAAGGAAUGGUUCAGUUUAUUGAAUUUUAAAGAAGAUAAAAAACUGACAAAAACCUCUCGAAUAUGCUCGCAACAUUUCCGACAGAGUGAUUUUGAAAUCAAACCAUCUGGUUUAAAGUACUUAAAAAGCGACGCUAAACCAAUGCCUUAUAACUCAAAUUUAUCACCUACACAAAAUUUGAGCUCUAGUAGCAGUGGUUCGUGUCAGCAACCUCCUUGUCAGCAACCAUUAAAGCUCAAACGUACUACAGGUAGCUCUACAAAAACGAAUACUCCUCCUAAACUCCGAGAUAACGUAUCUCAUAAAACUGUACAUAAGUCAUCUUCAGGGACCUUAACAGCAUCUGAAUUUGAACAGAAAUCAGCUAUCGGACAAACAACACCUCCUGGGCAAAGAGAUAUUUUCUGUGCUGGACCAUCUACCUACUGCAUAUCCAAAUGUAAACAAAGAUGGAAGCAGCAAAAAACGUUAUGUAGGAGAUAUUGCUAGCGAUGAGUUUUCCACACCAAAGAAAGCAAAGAAACAUGCGCGAAUGCUGAAGGGUGCUGUUGUAAAGUAUAGGAGAAGAGUUGUUACACUUAAUCAGAGAAUUCGAAGGUUGAGAUCUAGAGUUACGAAUUUACAGUCACUCCUAACACUAUUGAAGAAAAAAGAAUACAUUUCGGAAAAUUCGGAGCACAUUAUUCGAGUAGGUUGCUAAAUUUUUACAUAUUUUCUUUAUAUGUGUUCAUGAAAUAUACAAGAAUGUGAACCUAAUGCAGUUUAAUUUCAUUCAGGAAUAAUUUUGGAAACGGUUUGAUUAUCAUGAGAAGGUAUGUGACCAAACAUGCAUUCUGUUGUGAUAAUUUUUUUGACCCCGUUAGAAAUUUAAUCGGGAACGCCACUGUUGCCGGAGGCACUUGUCGUUCCUCCUUCACACCCGCGCCUAAACACAUGUUGGCUUCACUUUAAUUUUAAUAGUAGAUACAGAAUGCCGUGUCCAGUAUUUUUAACGUCCUUGGUCACGUCAUAGUCUCUUCAGUUAGACCCAGUGACCCGGUUUGACUCAGCGAACCAAUCUCGCCCGGGGACCCAAUUUGACCCAGUAGCCUAGUUUGAUUGAAUAACACAGUGACCUCGGUUCAAGUGUACAGAUUAUGAAAUAAAUGAAACUUAAUGCUGGGCUUACCAGUUACUUACUGGUGUUCAUUCCGGAUACCUAACAAUAAUUUAAUUACUGGGUCACCGGAUUCAACUGGAUCAACUUAGGGGUCAUCGGUUUAAACUGGACCACCGGGUCAAGAUGGGUCGAGAUGCGUCACUGGGGCAAGCUGGGCCACAGGGUCAAACUGGGUCACUCUAUGCUUGACCCAGUCCAACACUGAUCGUAUGACAUAACCUCAACUUCGUCAUGGAAUAGUCGGUGUCAUCAAAGAUAUCAUACUUGAUCUUUGGUAUCAUUUACGCGUACGCUUGCAUUUAGAAUACCUAUUCUAAUGGUAGUCAAGGGUUGGAAUUCAUAUGAAAUUAUAUUCCAGUUCUGCUCUUCACCUAACAUAACCACUUUUUCUGUUUUACUCUAUCCACUCAUACGCCUUUCGGAUUACAGUAUCGUCGGAUUUCGUAUGCAUAUGAAUCCAGCUUAAGGCAGAAGGCAAAAUACUGCAAAACUCUUGGCAAACAUUUAUUCCGCACACAGUAAAUAGAAAAAAAAUACUCUAACGUAACUCUACAUACUCCACUGAAUGAUGCUUAUUAAGUAACCUAUAACCUGCCAAAGCGCCAGGUGCAGUGUAGCAGAUAUAUGUAAUAGGCAAACACACCACCUUUUACCACCCUAUACAUUUUCUUAAUUUAGAUGCCAGUAUAAUGGCUAUAAUUUUUGGCACACCAAGUGAUAUUCCCUCUAUUUUGAUACAUAUAUCAUACCAAUUAGGAAUUAUUAAAAGCAUUCAAAAGUUAAGAAGCAACUGCUUACCAUUUUGCACUAAUGAAACUAUAACAUAAAAAAUUGAAAUUCGUACAUUUUAAAUAAUUAUAUAAUUCAUUUUUACAUAAAGAAGCAGUCUUAAAAACAAAUUCGCGUACAUGUGUAUGGGAAAAAUAAACGAAAAUCAAAUUCACAUAUACAAGUGCUGGCAAAUACAUUGGAAUCAUUCCUUGUAAGAGGGCAUGUGCUUUCUAUCCUUUUACUAAAAUUGUUAAUGACAACACUAUAUGCAUUGUAAUUUUAGAAAUAUGAGAUUCUUUUAACAUUAAGUUGUAUCUAAAAUAAAGUAUUUACAAAGUA
Messenger RNA from Photinus pyralis (common eastern firefly), 2786 nucleotides. RefSeq lists its product as uncharacterized. NCBI's taxonomy places the organism in Eukaryota, Metazoa, Arthropoda, Insecta, Coleoptera, Lampyridae. The coding region runs from base 428 to 1006 and encodes 192 amino acids. Gene Ontology annotation, molecular function: sequence-specific DNA binding. The transcript has 8 exons. The record is from RefSeq and is a predicted model, not a curated record.